Exaiptasia diaphana is the source of this 4353-nucleotide messenger RNA. RefSeq names its product neuronal acetylcholine receptor subunit alpha-3. The coding region runs from base 593 to 2086 and encodes 497 amino acids. Gene Ontology annotation, molecular function: transmembrane signaling receptor activity; acetylcholine-gated monoatomic cation-selective channel activity. Gene Ontology annotation, cellular component: synapse; neuron projection; postsynaptic membrane. The transcript has 8 exons. Gene Ontology annotation, biological process: signal transduction; regulation of membrane potential; monoatomic ion transmembrane transport. The record is from RefSeq and is a predicted model, not a curated record. Lineage: Eukaryota; Metazoa; Cnidaria; Anthozoa; Actiniaria; Aiptasiidae.
GACAAAUAAAAAGGAAUGAAAAAAAAAACGAAGGGAAAAAGUCAUUUAAAUGGAAAUGAAAUUAAUAAUAAGAGCGAGCAAAGAUGAUAAACAAGCUUCUGUUUUUAAUAUCAAAUCAAUUUCUUUGUUUUGUUGUGUGUUGUUGUCUCAGUUAGCAUCGAAGAACAUGGGAAAAAUCCCCCUUUUCCAUAAAUCUUUGUAACGGAGUCUAUAACAUUAUAAGUUAGAACGAAAACUGCUUAAAAUAAAAGAUAAAAAAUUAUUUGAACUACCAGGUAAAUGUAACUUAACGGCAGGUGUAAAUGUACAAGUUUUCAACCAAUCAAAUGACGCUAUUUACUGGAGAAAAUUAGUGAUUUCAAAAGCAUAGUUCAUGCAGAGUUAUUUGAACGUAGUUACGAAAGCUUUGUACGUGGGCGAGUAGGAUUGUCUGUCYCUUAUUCUAAGCCWUCUAAACGACCUCCAAACUGAACUACUUUACCAAAAUGAAAUAAUCUUAUCAUUGAGUUAACGCAGGGGUUUGCAAGGGUGUGGAUUAUCAAGAGCAAGACAAACKAACAAUUUAAGGAGUCGCGGUUAAAGUGCAUCCAAUAUGAUGGUGGUACUAGCUGUUCUACUGAUGGGACUAUAUACAUCAGUAGAGGCAGUAGUAAAGAGUGACGAUGAUGAGUUAAGACUAGUUCAAGACCUGUUUCAAAACUACAGUAAAGAAGUUCGGCCAGUUAAAGAGAAAGAAUCUGCCAUCCUUGUUCGCUUUGGUGUGGCAUACACUCAACUUGUUGAACUGGACGAGAAAAAUCAAGUUUUAGUCAGCAAUGUUUGGAUUCGACAGAAAUGGAAUAACCAUCUUCUACGAUGGAAUUCGACUCUUUACGGCGGAAUCAAAUCUAUCAACGUUGAUCCUAAACUCGUUUGGUUACCGGACAUAAUUCUAUAUAACAAUGCWGACAGCGGUAUAACCAGCGGUUCUAUGGAUCAGUUCAAGACUAAAGUAAUACUAAGUUCUGACGGUACAAACACGUGGUAUGCGCCAACGAUUCUGCGCAGUAGAUGCGCUAUCGACAUUAAAUACUUCCCAUUUGAUGACCAAAAGUGUAAGCUCCAGUUUGGUUCGUGGACGUAUGAUGGUUUAAGGGUUGAUCUUGUGAAUAUGAGCGCUGCUGUGGAUCUUAAGGCUUAUAUGCCUAGUGGAGAGUUUGAAAUGAUUGAUGCUCCYGUGGACAGAAUCAUCAUCAAAUACAGCUGCUGUCCUGAGCCGUAUCCAAACAUCAUCUUCACGCUACAUAUUCGUCGUAAAGUCUUGUUCUACUUCAACAAUCUUAUUGUCCCCUGUUUCUUGAUCACAGCCUUUGCGCUGUUGACCUUUGUAUUACCACCCAACACUGGCGAAAGAGUUACCCUUGUUAUCACUACCUUACUGGCUAUGACCGUAUUCAUGUUGAUGAUUGCCGAGAAUACUCCGACAACCUCCGACGUUACUCCGUUAAUCGGWAAAUUCUUCGUGGCUUCGAUGGUUGAGAUMGGACUGGCAUUGAUCGCUACAUGUUUUGUGCUUAAUAUCUACGAAUCAACUGGACCRUCAUCAGAUGUCCCUCAAUGGCUACGAGUAGUCUUAAUUGAUUACCUAGGGCCUAUACUACGAGUCGCUAAACCACGCGAGAAAACACCCAAAAAGAAUAACACACUGACCAUGGGAAACAGUUAYACACAUGGGUACGUGCCAAUGUUCCCCGACAGCAACGGGAACCCUGUGGAGAACGACCACAACUGUCCCAAGGACGUGAUUGUCAUGACACCGACCAAAGUAGGAGACAAGAUUCUUAACUCACGUGACAUUAUCUCAACGGUCAAUGACAACAGUGUGCGAUUCCGAGGUUCUGGAAACCAGUCUUACGACCGRCUACUUGAYGGGAUCACUGUGUUAACAGAACGAGUCCGAGAACAAGAAAAGACCGAAUCGGUGAAGGAAGAAUGGGAGUCCGUUGCUAAGGUAAUCGACAGGCUAUUUCUGCUGCUGUUCAUAGCAACGGUUUCCAUAUCAACAGCUAUGAUCUUCCUUCAGAGACCUAGUUACGCCACGAUGUAAUUAACUGUUUUUGUUAAGUAACUGCUGGCGGUGACUUAUGGGAUUAUUGCCCUUAUUUGGAGAUAGCUACCAGCCAAUAAGAAUUGAUUCAACAGCUAAGAAGGUUAGCGAUGCAGGGUGGUAUUGGAAUCGACCAAUUCGAKUGCACAUCCAAAAUGACGUAAUUGAUAUAUGGAGGUACAUGUAUAUGGAAGUCACAUGACCUCACAGACCACCCGAUGCGCCUCAAGCAGCAUUAUCCUCAGCCAAUAAAGAAGCUUUCUUUUGUAUGUAAAAAAAUACUUUCCUUUUAUGGGAAAAACUUCCUUAUACAGAAUGAUAAAUCUCAUAUUGAAGAUAUAUAAAAAAACUGACAACUCAUUCCUAAUAUGGAAAAAAAAAACUUUCCUAAUAUGGAAUAGGACUUAUCAAACAGGAUGUUUGCCUUAUAUGGAAGGCUUUUCCUUAUACGAAAACAGCAUUGGAAAGAUGGAAACCGGCACUAAAURACGAGCAAGACUGGUGUCAAGUCAGAAGARAACACGUUUACAGAGGCGUUUUAAAGCUCUGAUUGGAGUAAAUUAAACUUAGUUUAGCAUUUGUAGAGUUAAGUUUUACUUUGAAUUAUAGUUCUUGGUUAAUUUGACAUUCUUUGUGUUUAACACUCUAAGUGUAUGAACUACUAAUGGACAUUAAUAAUCACUAUUAAUUAUCAAUUAAUUAAUAUUUAUUACGCAUAUUAUUUUGACUGCAUUUUAGGAAUUUUAUAGAUUUUWUCUCAGACGUUACUUAGAAAUAGCUUGAAGUAACGUGAACAUUUGGCAACGUUUUUGUAGUUAGUUUGCUCUGGUAAUUUCAGAGCAUCAAAUUAUUUUAUGAAGUAUUAAGAAAUUAUAAGUCCAUUCAUUCUAUGACUGCUUAUGCUACACAAAAAAAAGGCUGUUUUGUAAAGCUGAUGCACAGAUUGUGAGUGAAACACUGAUGUUUCAAAAUGUUAAAAAAUACGCGAUAAGACCGCAUGGAACUCUGGGUACUGCCAUUUAGAACGCAUGGAAGUCUGGGUAUUGCUACUUGGUUGUACAUGUACGCACGGGAUCUACAUUGAUCGCUACAUUGAUGCGUUUUUAAGGCAUUUUUGUAUUGUUUUUCAGUUUUUGAGGACGUACAUUAAUACGAAACCGCUACGGAAACGCAUCUGUUUGAAUACUGCCUUCAUAUGCUUCUGUUUUAAUAAUUUUUAUAUUGAAUUUCGCACAGAGUUCUGUGUGGUAGUAUUGCCCAGCUAUGAAGUAACAAAAGCACAGAAAAGACUUCGGUUCAAAGCUAUGGCGAAAAAAAUUAGGAAAUGAGUAAAAAUAUCACUAAUGGCAAUGAUCACAAACUAAUUAAUGAUGAUUGUAAAACGGCAUUAAUUUGAUAAUGAGCAUCAUUAAAUCAUGACUAAUAAAUUUGAUGAUCAUUAAAGAAACUGAUUAAUUUACCUACAUUGGCUGAUUAUACAAUACUAAUCAACUACAAUACAUAAACUAUACUAAAAAUAUAACAAAACAACCUUAAUAACGCUAACAGCAACUAAUUGAUUUAGGAUCUCAUUGAGUUUUUAGAUGAUAAUUAUUAAUCUACUAAUGGCAUCACUUGAUAACAGCUAAUCAUCUAAACUAAUCUACCUAUGUCACUGGAUAACAAUAAUCAACUCAUGGCAUUAUUGGAUGUCAACUACACGUAAUUAAUACCCAGACAAGAAAGAUACUAACACAGGAUGGCAGAACAAAAUGUCGUUGAGUCUCUAAUCAACUUAUAACAUUGAUAACACCAUGUUAAUGACAGUAUGCGACAUCAUUGGAUAAUAGACUUCUGAAUCUUUUAUGUCACUACUUGAUUUUCAAUGCAUUGUGGGAUCAGUUUCAAGAGAAAACAAAAGAAAUCCGCCAUGUUCUGUCCCAAACAUAUCCUACAAUGCAUUGCGUAUACGGUACAUGACGUAAAAGCUGCAGAGGUCUAUUGAUUGGCAGCUCAAGGUACGUGGAUUAUCGUCAUCAUUUGCUAAUCAGUGAUUGGCUAGCAAAAUAAUAAACUAACAACUAAUAUAARCACUCAUUACAUCAUUAAUAACAUUAAUAAUAUACUAAUACUAUUACAAUAUAAUAUAGCAUUACUAUUGACUAAUGACAACAUUAAUUMAAAACAGCUAAGAACCUUGGUUWUGGAAUGGUAAAUGUGUGRUUUCCAAUKAUAUGAAUAUUUUGAGUGUACUUUAGGAAAAUUGUAAAUAAAAAUUACUUCAUUAA